Molecule: messenger RNA, 903 nt
Organism: Pochonia chlamydosporia 170
Lineage: Eukaryota; Fungi; Ascomycota; Sordariomycetes; Hypocreales; Clavicipitaceae
Product: transmembrane alpha-helix domain-containing protein
Exons: 1
Coding region: 1-903 (300 amino acids)
Source: RefSeq, a predicted model, not a curated record
AUGUCUUCCACAGAUUCGCAGCGAGCGUCGAUCACGAAAAACACGCCAUCCGUCGUAACGUCCUUUGCCAAGAACCCCCUGACGACGACAUUUACUCGACCCAAAUCUUGCGAUGGCAUCUAUCUCUCCGGCUUUCUGGCCAUGGUAGACGUGAGCUCCUCAUGUCUGCCGGAUGGUUUCAAAACGGAUGCCUAUUUCUCACCCGGUCUCAUCUGUCCGUCGGGAUAUAUCUCUGCCUGUCAUGAUACAACCGGCGUGAAGUCCAUAACGACAGUGACUUGCUGUCCAACACUCAAAGACCCAAAUGUUUCACUUGGCUGUGUUACCACGAGUACCUUAACAGACAGUUGGUCAACUUUGUUCUGCACUUGGAUCGGACCUGAAAGCUCAGACUCAACACUGCCUGUUACAACCAGCGACAGGGGUGUAACGUCCGUUAAAAAUCUUGGUUUUCAUAGCCCUGGAGGUUUGAACGCAUUUGGCAUUCGAAUGGUCUACGAAGCCUCUGACCUUUCAACCGAGACGAAGACGACAGCAACACCCACCGGUUCUGCCUCGCAAUCAUCAGGCGGCGCCGCAACUUCGAAUCCUCCCUCAGACACGUCGAACUCAGGUGGACUAUCGACAGGCGCCAAAGUAGCAAUAGGUGUCGUUAUUCCAAUUAUUGCACUCGCUGCUCUGCUUGGAGCCUUUUUCUGGUGGCGAAGGCGCAAGCACCAUUACCAGGUGCAGCCUCAGACCGAAGGCAAACCGCAGCCCCAACCUCAACCUCGCGCCGAGCUGCAUGGAACGCAUCUGAAUGAGCUCAUGGCUCAUUCAAACGACCCUGUAGAGCUACCAGCUUCAAAUCCAGGUGAUCAUCCCGAUCCUGGUAAGGCCGCAUCGUCUGCGAGAUGGGCUUAG